CCGCAAAAGGGGUAGAAAGAUAUGGGCCUGCUGCGAAGAGGAAAAACAUUCGCUAUUUUCGGUUAAUAUCAGCAAGAUGUUACGGGUUUGACUCACUUGCUGGUGUCUGGUAUGUGUGCUGCAGCGACUAUUUUGACAGGGAAAGAAUCUAAAAACCCACAGCUAGUGAAACUAAACCGAUCCGAGAGUAUUGCUGAUCGUCGACUAAACCAAAGAUGAAACAACCAGCGGGUGGAGAAAAUGCAGGUGAUCGCAACUCGACGGCAAGCAAAGCUAAUCGACCGAGCACACUGCUAACGAACGAUGAAAAUGAUCAACUUUUUCGUCUGCUGGGACGUCGAUGUCAGACACUUAGUACGGCAGUUGUACAGCUGUACACCACGCAGUCUCCGGCACAUGCCUCCUGGGUAAAGCGAUGCACCGGUGCGCUCUGCUUCAUCAAGGACAACAUCCGGAAGUCAUACUACUUUCGGCUGUACUGUCUCAAAGCGAAUCAAAUGGUUUGGGAGCAGGAGCUGUACGAUAAAAUCGAAGUGACGCAACCGAAACCGUACCUUAUUACAUUCGAGGGUCAGGAUGGUAUUGUUGCAUUUAACUUCGCUACCGAAGAUGAGGCAUCUGGCGUCAUGAAUACUACUCUUACAACCAUACAUAAUCGCAACCGACGGCGCGAUGAACGUAUUAAACGUAACAAUACCCGGAAGGAUCCUCCGCCAGCAAGGCCUCCACCAUUGCAAAACAUACCGGUCGGUGCAACUGGUUCGAACAUUCCCGAUUCAGAUGUGUCCGUAACCUACCGGAAUAAACAACCUUUUGCAAAUCCGUUUUCGGGUCCAGCAGCACCACCGAUGCAACAGUAUCCCGGACAGCAACAGCAGUCCUCAAAUCUUGGCAAUGCACAGCACCAGAAGCCUCGUAAGGUGAAGGGUAUGGGCAAAUUGCAAAAGUCCGACAUUGGGUCACCAUCGAACUUUAAGCAUGUGACCCAUGUCGGUUGGGAUCCGCACAGUGGCUUCGAUUUGAUUGGCGCACAGGAAUCGCUGAAACCGUUCCUUGAGAAGGCCGGCGUACGGGAUCAGCAUCUAAAAGAUCGUGACACGUGUGCAUUUAUAUACGACUUUAUCCAAACGAACAACGUCCUCGAUACAGUGAAGUCGGAGCAGAGCAGCGGCCGCAAGCAAAAGCCUCCGGCGCCACCGCCCGUACCGGUUCGUACACAUACCGAGGCACAGCCCGAAACGUUUUCUUCUCAGCCCCAAUCACAUGAACAUCAUCACCCUCAACAGCAUCCACCAAGCGUGCCGUCCCACCAGAAUGGUCAAACGAGAAAUCCGCCGCCGCCACCACCACACCGUACGCUUCCGCCGCUCCCACCGACCACACCGCCGAAGGUUGCACCCAGCGGACCUUCAGGCACGCGACCGCCCCCGAUGCAACCACCGCCGGCCCAGCAUCCAUCCGUCUCCGUACCGUCCUCUGCUGCACCGGCGCCACCACCUCCGCCACCAAUGCCAAUAGCGGUCGGACCGGUACCGCCGCCGCCACCGCCGAUGAUGCCAUCGCUAAAACCACCGGCGCCGGCCAUCCCAGGUGGGGCGACUGGUGGUGGGGAUGAGGGUGGUGAUGCACGAUCCGCACUGCUCGAUAGUAUUCGCAAGGGAACAACACUGAAGAAAGUGGACCAAAGCGCACAGCACAGCGCGGGUAGCGGAGAUAUGCGCAACGAUUUGAUGACUGAGAUACAGCAAGGGUUCCAGUUGCGCCCGGUCGCGAAUCGCGAGCUAAAUGCGGUCGGCGAGCGAAACAGUGGCGGUGGGGGAAGUGGCGACGUCGGUACGGAUGCGCUGGCCGAUGCAUUGCGCCGUGCGCUAGCCGAACGUGGCCGUGUCAUUCGUCCAUCGGACGAAGAUGACAGUGAUUCCAAUUCCAACAACACCGACUGGGAAGAUUAAGCAGCUUCGUGUUCGGUUGAAGUUGUUUGUUUUUUUUUUUAUAAUUAUUCUUUUUCUAUUCGGCCAGAGUUGAAUAUAUCUGUGACUACCGUUUAAGCUCGACAGUACGAUAGGAUCGGUACAAAAUCCCAUCCGGAUCAAUCUUCCCCCCGUGCGCAGGACUGAUUAUCCAGCUACGGGUAUAGGAAGUCAGAGGAAGCUAGAAAUAGCAUUAAAAAGGAAAAAGGAGAAGAAGAAACAUGUUUACCCACUCCCAAGCAUUAUGGGAAAACUCCGAUCUAUUUGA
Anopheles moucheti is the source of this 2238-nucleotide messenger RNA. It is a transcript of the gene WASp, whose product is annotated as actin nucleation-promoting factor WASL. Lineage: Eukaryota; Metazoa; Arthropoda; Insecta; Diptera; Culicidae. Bases 216 to 1952 code for a protein of 578 amino acids. Gene Ontology annotation, cellular component: plasma membrane. The record is from RefSeq and is a predicted model, not a curated record. Gene Ontology annotation, molecular function: actin binding; small GTPase binding. The transcript is spliced from 8 exons. Gene Ontology annotation, biological process: actin filament organization; regulation of Rho protein signal transduction.